Molecule: messenger RNA, 3618 nt
Organism: Colossoma macropomum (tambaqui)
Lineage: Eukaryota; Metazoa; Chordata; Actinopteri; Characiformes; Serrasalmidae
Gene: atp1a3a
Product: ATPase Na+/K+ transporting subunit alpha 3a
Exons: 21
Coding region: 303-3371 (1022 amino acids)
Biological process (GO): sodium ion export across plasma membrane; potassium ion import across plasma membrane; intracellular sodium ion homeostasis
Cellular component (GO): membrane
Molecular function (GO): P-type sodium:potassium-exchanging transporter activity; ATP binding; ATP hydrolysis activity
Source: RefSeq, a predicted model, not a curated record
UGGCCGGCUGCUUUGGCGGGUGAGAGUGUCGCGCGCACCCAAAUCAUCUUAGUUAACCAAACCCAUCGCGCUGUAUUUUAACCGAGUUACUUCAUGACGGCCCCGCCGUGUCCGUUAUUAUAAAUGAUAUCUUAGAGAAAUCACUUAUUUCAUUCAUUAUCUUUUCUAGAAUUGACCUUCUGUUUGAAGGGGUCUCUUUUCCGCGCUCUUCUUCCUACAUCGUCGUUCUCCGUCUCUCCUGGCUGACUGAGAAAGCAAACGCCGUCUGAACGACUGCAGAGACACCGACUGACUGCGCCAAAAUGGGGUAUGGACGGUCGGACAGCUACCGUGUGGCAACCACACAGGACAAUGAUGAGAAGGAAUCUCCCAAAAAGAAAGGAGGGAAGGAUCUGGAUGACCUGAAGAAGGAAGUGCCACUGACAGAACAUAAGAUGUCAAUUGAGGAAGUGUGCCGAAAGUACAACACUGACAUUGUACAGGGUCUGACUAACGCUAGGGCAGCCGAGUAUCUGGCCCGGGAUGGUCCAAACGCACUGACCCCUCCCCCCACCACCCCAGAGUGGGUGAAGUUCUGCCGGCAGCUCUUUGGGGGUUUCUCCAUUCUACUGUGGAUUGGAGCCAUCCUGUGCUUCCUGGCCUAUGCCAUCCAGGCUGCCACCGAAGAUGAGCCAGCUGGAGACAAUUUGUACCUGGGUAUCGUGCUGUCUGCAGUGGUCAUCAUUACCGGCUGCUUCUCCUACUUCCAGGAAGCUAAAAGCUCAAAGAUCAUGGAGUCCUUUAAGAACAUGGUGCCCCAGCAAGCAUUGGUGAUCCGUGAGGGUGAGAAGCUACAGAUUAAUGCUGAGGAGGUGGUGGCUGGAGAUUUGGUGGAGGUGAAAGGAGGAGAUAGGAUCCCUGCUGACCUUAGGAUCAUCUCUGCUCAUGGCUGCAAGGUGGACAACUCCUCUCUGACUGGUGAGUCAGAGCCUCAGACCAGGUCACCUGACUGCACCCACGACAACCCCUUGGAAACCCGUAACAUCGCCUUUUUCUCGACCAACUGUGUUGAAGGUACGGCUCGCGGUAUUGUUGUGUGCACCGGAGACCGCACUGUCAUGGGCCGCAUCGCUACUUUGACCUCUGGCCUUGAGACUGGCAAAACACCUAUCGCCAAGGAGAUUGAGCACUUCAUCCACAUCAUCACCGGCGUGGCCGUCUUUCUGGGCGUCACCUUCUUCAUCCUGUCCAUCAUCCUGGGCUACACCUGGCUGGAGGCUGUCAUCUUCCUGAUUGGCAUUAUUGUGGCAAAUGUGCCUGAAGGCCUGCUGGCUACUGUCACUGUGUGUCUGACCCUUACAGCUAAGCGCAUGGCUCGUAAGAACUGUCUGGUGAAGAACCUUGAGGCUGUAGAGACUCUGGGUUCUACCUCCACCAUCUGCUCCGACAAGACUGGCACUCUAACGCAGAACCGUAUGACUGUCGCCCACAUGUGGUUUGACAAUCAGAUCCAUGAGGCAGACACCACUGAGGACCAGUCUGGGACAUCUUUUGAUAAGACAUCAGUGACGUGGGUAUCACUAGCCCGUGUGGCAGCGCUCUGUAAUAGAGCGGUGUUUAAGGCAGGGCAGGAAUCUCUGCCAAUCCUGAAGCGAGAUGUGGCUGGUGAUGCCUCUGAGUCAGCCCUGCUGAAGUGUAUCGAGCUCUCCUGUGGCUCAGUCAAAGCCAUGAGGGACAAGAAUAAGAAGGUGGCAGAGAUUCCCUUCAACUCCACCAAUAAGUAUCAGCUUUCAGUUCAUGAGACUGAAGACCCCAAUGAUAACCGCUACCUGCUGGUGAUGAAGGGGGCCCCAGAACGUAUUCUGGACCGCUGCUCCACCAUCAUGGUGCAGGGCAAGGAGCAGCCCAUGGAUGAGGAGAUGAAGGAGGCUUUCCAGAAUGCUUACCUGGAGCUGGGAGGACUGGGAGAGAGAGUGUUGGGUUUCUGCCAUUUGUUUUUGCCUGAGGACCAGUACCCCAAAGGCUUUGCCUUUGAUACAGAUGAUGUCAACUUCCAGACAGAUAACCUCUGCUUUAUUGGGCUGAUGUCCAUGAUAGACCCACCCCGUGCUGCAGUACCUGAUGCUGUGGGCAAAUGCCGCUCAGCUGGCAUUAAGGUCAUCAUGGUGACAGGCGACCACCCAAUCACUGCCAAAGCCAUCGCCAAGGGGGUGGGCAUCAUCUCUGAGGGCAACGAGACAGUAGAGGAUAUUGCUGCUCGUCUUAAUAUCCCUGUUAGCCAGGUUAACCCCAGGGAUGCCAAAGCUUGUGUGAUACAUGGCUCAGAUCUUAAGGAUAUGACCCAGGAGCAGAUGGACGAUGUGCUGAAGAACCACACAGAGAUUGUCUUUGCCCGAACCUCACCACAGCAGAAGCUUAUCAUUGUAGAGGGCUGCCAGAGACAGGGUGCCAUUGUGGCUGUGACUGGUGAUGGUGUGAACGAUUCGCCAGCUCUAAAGAAGGCGGACAUCGGUGUUGCCAUGGGAAUCUCUGGUUCAGAUGUUUCCAAGCAGGCAGCUGACAUGAUCCUUCUGGAUGACAACUUUGCCUCUAUCGUCACUGGAGUGGAAGAAGGGCGUCUGAUUUUUGAUAACCUGAAGAAAUCUAUUGCCUACACCCUGACCAGCAACAUCCCUGAAAUCACUCCCUUCCUGUUCUUCAUCAUGGUCAACAUUCCUCUUCCCCUUGGAACCAUUACCAUUCUCUGCAUCGACCUGGGUACUGACAUGGUGCCUGCUAUCUCCUUGGCUUAUGAAGCAGCAGAGAGUGACAUCAUGAAGCGUCAGCCUCGUAAUCCUCUGAGGGACAAACUGGUCAAUGAGCGUCUCAUCAGCAUUGCUUAUGGACAGAUCGGUAUGAUUCAGGCUCUAGGAGGCUUCUUUGCCUACUUUGUGAUCAUGGCUGAGAAUGGGUUUCUGCCCUCACUCUUGGUGGGGAUCCGGCUCAACUGGGACGACCGCUCAAACAAUGAUCUGGAGGACAGCUAUGGCCAGCAGUGGACCUACGAGCAGAGGAAGAUUGUGGAGUUCACCUGUCACACAGCCUUCUUUGUCAGCAUUGUGGUGGUGCAGUGGGCUGACGUCAUCAUUUGCAAGACCAGACGCAACUCUGUGUUCCAGCAGGGCAUGAAAAAUAAGAUCCUGAUCUUUGGUCUGUUUGAGGAAACAGCUCUGGCUGCCUUCCUCUCUUAUUGCCCAGGCAUGGACGUGGCUCUUAGGAUGUACCCACUCAAGCCGAGCUGGUGGUUCUGUGCAUUCCCAUACAGUUUCCUAAUCUUUGUUUAUGACGAGAUCCGAAAACUCAUCUUGCGCCGCAACCCAGGAGGUUGGGUUGAAAAGGAAACCUACUAUUAAAUUAUCAAUUCAUUCUUUACUCUACAUUCAGUCCCUGUUUCCUGCACCCAUCCCUGUCUUUCUUCUUGUCUCUCUCUCCCUCCUUCACCUUCUUCUUAUUCCCUCUUAUUCUAUACAACUAUAAGAUAACCCACAAAAAGGACCAUCAUUCCCCAUGUUACAUUCCUUCAUCAAAAUCAAUCAAACAGAAAAUGUCAAGAGGAUGCGAGGACCAACAACGAAGGAGUCCACCCUCCUUUCUCUCCAA